AUGCUAAAUCAUGGAGAUGGUAGUACUGCAGCUCUGGAUGUGCUUACCUCCUCAGCAGAUCUCACCAGAAAUGUGAUUUUGACAGAUCAGCAACAGGUGUUGCUGAGUGGAAUGCUGGUACCAGGAGUGACAGGAAACCAGGCAAUUCACAUCAACAUGACGCGUGAUGGAAGUAGUGGCAUGGAGGUGGAUGAAACAUCACAAGAUGAACAGGUAUUUGAACUCCGUCCAGUCAUAAGUAGGUCAAAUACAAUUUUCCAGAUGCAUACAAGAAUCUUUAAGACAGUAAGCAAUGUUUCCGCAACAUUAGGUUGGUCAGUUAGUACGCUGUAUCUCUGAGGCAUGCUUAAUUUUCAACUAAUCCAACCUCCAGCAGCUCACUGGUGAAAAUUUAUUUUGUCUGUAAGUAAACUUUUUCCUUUAAAAAUUUCAUGGUGACUUGAAUCAAGGUUUUAACAUACUGUCAUAUUAAUCUGAAAGUGAUGGGGUUUUAGAAAUAAGUAUGUUGAGUUUCUGUUUAUCUUUGUUGAUUAUUGUAAAAUUUUGAGUUCUGCUCCUAAUUUGGUGCUGGUGAAACUCGAAAUCUUCUUGUAAUUAAAAGCAAAUAUGUUACAGAGAAAUGAGAGUUUCUUGGUAGACCAGUGCAUUCGUAACGUUUGAUCUUUAGGACCUUUUGUGUUUUGUAUGUUAUUCAUGAGCAGUAGCUGAAUGAGUUAACCAUAUUAACCAGUUUAAUAGGCCGUCUUAGGGUGGGUAUGCUUUCCCUAGUUUGAUUUUCAAAACCAGUCGUUUCAUGCAUUGAGGAGGAAGCCAUGUCCCUGUUGGCAUUGUACAAUUUAUUAUUGUUUUUGCGCUUAAAUUGUCUUCAUCACUGUUGCAAUAUUAUUUCAACCCCUUGUGUUGUUUGUCACCAUUUUAUUUGUCUCAUGUCGCCAUUUCAAGGCCAUGUUGCUUGUCGCGAUUUUACCUGAGAAGGGCCUCGUUAGAGUCUCUGGCCAGAUCCUGGACAGAAUUGUGUUAUUGGUAUGGAAUUUAUUGGAUCAAAAUGCAAAUAAUGUCUCCCUAUUGUAAAAUGUCCCAGAUGGCAGAGAGCAGGUGACAAGUCAGGCUGUAUUCACAGGCUAGUCCAAGUUUUGUAUUUUCUUUAUUAUAACUCGUAAACAAGGUUCUCUGUAGACAAAAUCAGAUAUAAGUGUUAGACAUGCAGUAUGGUGCAGUAUUGCACAGUCACUAAUGAAAGAUAAUAACAUUGUUGUGGUAAUUUGCAUCAACAGGAGGAUGAGGAACAGUGUAGUGAUGGCAAACGCCAUGUGUGCCCACACCCUGACUGUAAUGUAGUGUGUUCCAAAGCAUCUAAAUUGAAGCUUCAUAUGCUAGUGCAUACAGGGGAAAGGCCCUUCAAGGUAUCUAAGAAAUUAAAAAAAAAAAAAAGUCUUCUAUUUUGAGAUUUGUAAAAUUUGGCACAUCAUAACAAAUGGUCGCCUAGUUGGAUUUCGUUGAUCAAAUUAAGGCCUUUUUUAUUGAUUUCAGUGUCCUCAAGAAGGGUGUGAAUGGGCAUUCACAACAUCAUACAAAUUGAAGAGGCACGCUCGAGGCCACACUGGAGAGAAGCCAUUUCUGGUAGGUUUUUUGCACAGCCUUAUUUGGUUUUAACAGAUCGACGCCACACGCUCAAUUUUCAAGUACUAAGGGUAAAUGUAGUAUAUACUUGACCUCUACUUCUGUUGUUGUGGACAGAUAGGUGGGAACCACAGAAAAGAAGGGAAGGAUUUAGUCUAGAUGAAGUCUAGCCUGUGCCAGACUCUGAGAUAGUUGGGAUGUUGCAAAAUUAUAACAAGCCAAGCAAAAAUAUGAUGUGUGCAAUCUGAGGAAGGGAAAGUGGCUCUCUUUCCCCAAUCCUUAAGCAUUUUUACUGCAAAACCUCACAUUACUAUCUUGGAGCCUAGAAGAGGCUUCCUGAAGCCUGGAGAGUUAAGCAGGGUGCAAAGAAAGUCAGUUUUACAGUCUGCCAUUUGGGCAAGCUGUAGUUAGCAUGUACUAGACCACAAGCCAUUUCAACUAGCCCCAAAACCCUUUUUAAUUAGCAGGAUUGAUUACAAUCCUUCUGUAAUUUGAAUUUCCCCAAAAGACAGCACUUGCCUUCAGGCAAGUUACGAAAAAUCACUAGCCCGAUAGCAAAAUCCACUACACAACUUUCUCUGCAUGCUGUCAAGAGAGUUGAUUACCGGUAUCUUUUAAAAGCCUGGAUUUGAUUGUAGGAUAUAAAAAUGUUGCAAAUUGGAUGACUGGUGGACUUUUUUUAUUUAACAGUGCACCCAUGAAGGAUGUGGCAAGUGUUUCACCACUGCUUACAACUUGAAGACACAUGUCAGAGCCCACUAUAGAACAGACACCCACAUGUGCAGAUACGAAGGCUGUGACAAGACAUUUCCUACAGCACACAAGCUAAAAGUUCACGAAAGAAGACAUCAAACAGAGAACAAGCCAUAUAAAUGCGAAAUGGAGGGUUGCGGUAAGGUGUUCUCUGCCAAUGGGACUUUAACAGCCCACAUGAAGAUUCACAGUGGAGAAAGACCACAUGCAUGCCCUGUAGAUGGAUGUGAGAAAAGGUUUACAAAGGCAUCGAAGUUAAAGCUGCAUUUGAGGUCACAUACGGGUGAAAGGCCAUUUCACUGUGAAGUACAGGUAUGACUAUCAUAUGUUUACAGUCAAACCUCUCUCUAUGUCUCACUUCACCACAGUGUAUAAAUGAGUGCCGACUGCACACUGGUGGGUAUAACCCUGCGAUAGACUAGCUUUCUAUCCAGUAGGGACUGGUAAUACCUCUGUUAUACUUGCCAAGUGUCACGCCUAAGGCGUGAUUGUCACGCCUGCAGAUCGAAAACUUGGAUCUCACACCUACUCUCACCUGUGGUAACGUCUUCGGAAGUCUUCAGAUCUUCUUCGGACAUCUUCGGAUAUUAUCGGACCCUACAAAAAAUCUUGGCACUCUUAAGGUAAAAAAUGUCACGCCUGUAAACGUAAAAAGUUGGCAGGUAUACCCUGUGUUCUUCCGUUAUACACUCUGGCCUUAUGGGCCUCUUUGGCUCAAGGUGCCCUUUAACCAUUUUUACCCUACAUGUAUUUUAGAUACCCUACUCCCCUAAAUGUCUCUCUUUCCUGUCUGACAGUGAUUGUUGUAGAGAUUUGAUUCAUCUCACAGUGUCUUUUUUGUUCAGGGAUGUGGCUGGUCUUUCACAAGUGCUUAUAAACUUAAGCGGCAUAUGCGGAAACACACAGGAGAGAGACCAUUUAUGUGCCUCCAUGAAGGCUGCCUUAAAUCAUUCACAAGAUCAAGUCAUUUAAAGACCCACAUGCUUGUCCAUACAGGAGAAAAACCUUAUGUUUGCCCUGUGGACGGUAAGGUUGUUUUCCUAAAUGAAGUUUAUUAUGCGUACCUUUUUUUGCCAAUUAUCUCUUUACAAUAAAAAAAGGAUGUGCAAAAACCUUCUCUUGGAAAUUGAAUGGGACACAAUAAUCUCUCCUCAAGCACUGGAGACAAAAUGUUAAUUUUAAUUUUAAGAAUUGAUGCUAUUCAGUCAUUCAUAGCCAUGUACCAUACUCUGAGAAAUCACAAUAACUUUAUUUUUUUCCUAGAGACUGAAAUUCAAGUCUUGCAAAAUUUGAAUUUCCCAUUACUGCGAAUUUGAGGUGCCCACCAAAACUGGAUAACUUUUAAACUGUUCAUGAUCCCCUAUUUUUCCAUAAAGAUAGUUGUCAUUGAGUACUUAUCAUUACGGGUCAGGGUGGCUAGUUUGGUCCCAUGUAGCGAGGGGGUGGGUGUCAGAAUUUAUAGUAGUAUGAGGGAGGGAGGUGAGAAAAACAGAAAUAUUUUAUUAUGUUAUUUAUACUACUAUAUGAAAAAUUUCUGCAAUUUGAUUGGCUUAGAGCAGUGGUAUUUCAGCUUAAUUUGAAAUACCUACAUGUAAAAAUUACAAACCUUUUGCGGGUCAUAGUAUAAACAAAUAAUAGCAUGAUUUGCACGUGAUAUUUGGCAUAAAUACCACUUGUGAUAUUUCAAACUUGUCUCAAAUUUCACUCGCCUAACGGCGCGUGAAAUUACGUAUAACAAUUUCAAAUAUCACUUGUGUUAUUUAUGCCAAAUAUCACUAAAAUCAUGCUAUUACCUAUACUAAUAAAAUUUACUAAAAGUUGUUCUCGCCUCUUCCCAACCAUAGAUCCCCUGCUCCCAAAGUAAAUUUGAAAUGGUACAUUUGAAACUUGAUUCUGACAAUCUUAUAGAAAAACAGCAGACUGUGAACAGUCUGGAUAGUUAGCAAGAGACUAUUCACAUGACUUUCAUUCAGGAAAGAGUUCACCCAAUCUUAAUAUAAUUUUUCUGCAUUUGUUUACAUGAUGCUGAAACAACCUUUUGGUUCCCACACAAGUCAUUCCGGUUUUCAAUCCGAAUGAAUGAAAUUCUUGUUCUGGUAUGAAAUUUCAUUCUGGUAUCAUGUAAACUGAAAACGAACUUCAUUCUGGAUUGUAAACAGUGUCUAAAUCACAAAUUGUGUAGUCUGGGGUAAGUGGCACAUGCGUAUCUGAUGUGAUGCAAAAACCAUGCAAGCAAGAAUAAGCCAAACCAGUGAAUUUUAUGAUGUGAAUGCAUUACGAACUUCAUUCUGGAAUUAAACUCAUUCCCGAAUGAAAGUCAUUCUGGUAUCAUAUAAACAGCCCCUAAGAUAGAGAAGUUUAAUGUGCCUGUUUAUUUUUUUUAAGGGUGCAACAAGGCAUUUACUGCAGGAAGUAGUCUUAAUGUACACAUGUGUAAACACACUGGUGAGAAACCAUUCAAGUGUGAUUUUGAUGGUUGUGCAAAGACCUACACCACUGCUGCUAACUUAAGGGCCCAUCAAAAGCGACAUGGAAUGAAGGCCGUAGUGGGUAAGAACUUAUACAUGAAGUUGUGCCAAUAAAGUUAAUGCUCUCGCCUAUAAAGAAUGAAAUCAACAUUUGGACAUUCAAUUACCUGUACUAUUCAUAUGGAUAAAAAGAGAUUUUGAAGCAUGCGCAAGUUAGGGUACUUUUGGUGCUUACCUGUUGAUAGAAAAACUUGAAUUGGUUAGGUUGCCCAGUGCAUGAUGAUAUACACUUUAUCUGCUGCCUGCAGAAAUAGCUUUUCUGUUACGCUUUGAACUCAACAAAGGCAUGAAUAAAAAGCUUAAAGGAAAAUGUAAAACAAGUGGUAAGCGAUAUUCCAUUUGGCAGCUGUAACCACAUGACCUCCUUCAAGUUUGUUAUUGUUCUGUCUUUGUCCCCUACCUUUCCUCCUUGCUCUAAAUGUUCUUUAUUAUACUGUGGUUACAUUUUCUACCUUCCUUUUUUUCCUACAGUUGAUUUCAAUGAUGCUUCCCAAGGUGACAUGCCUGCAGAGCUUGGUGUAGUUAGCUGCGGGAGCAAUGCUAGUGAAACAGAACCCGAAGUCAUGUACACCACCAUUGGUUCUUUCCACCCAAGCAAUUUUAACCUUGAUGAUGCUGCACGUCUUUCAGCAGUUGGUAUUCAUAUACCCGCUUCAUUGCAGCCAAACACAUUGUGUGCCCUGGUUACUUCCACAGGCAACUCACUUUCCACAGGCAUCCCACUUGUGUCUCCUUCGACUGAACUUGCAUUGGAAACAGAAAAGAAACAGUCAGAAGAUGGAGAAAUGAAGGAAGCAAGUAUAUCAGGAAUUCAAGUGCCAAUCUCAGUUCAACAAGAGCAAUUUGUUACCGAGGACCUAGAAAAUAAUACAAAACUUGAUGUAACGGAGUUCGUCGUGAGAAGUACUAGUGAUGACACAAUUUCACCUGCCGCCCAGGUAAGGACAGAGGUGGUUGGAGUGGACGGAACCAAGCUCUCUGGAAACUUUGAUUUGUGUAUAACCAGCAUGAUGAGUCAUAUAACAAGUGAAGCGGGACAAGAUGGAACUGGAGGACACCCUGCUGUUAAAAGUGUUGUGUCAUCAGGUCGGUCUCGUAAAAGGUCCAGAACUCUUGACUUUCGAGAUGUUCACCCUGAGGAUCAGUUUGCGCCGCCUGCUGUUAUAUUUCAGGUUUGUUUGUAAGUUUCGUAUGUUAAGCCAUUCGCCCCUGAACCUCCCGUGUGUAUCCGAGUCCCUUCUACAGCUUGUGACGUCAUCAGGACAACUUUGUCAUCUCACUUGUGCAGGGUGAAGAGAUCUUCAAACCAUAUCAGAAUGAACAAGAUCCAGUCAAGGAGGCCGGAGAAAAGGGCAAAAAACACGUAACGUUAACCUGAAAAUUCCUCUUGUUCCACUACCCGCCGACCUUUCCUUUCAUCUAAUCGCAAGAUCCUAAAUGCUUUCCUAAAUUAAAAGCUUUUCCCACCAAAAUGAAGCCUUCUAAAAUGCCCAGUAAAAGAAAAAAAAGUGGAGGAAGAAAAGCAGAAGAAGAGUGGAGGAGAUAAAUUUUGCUUUCUGCGCAUACCUGAGCUUCAAAAGCUAUUCGCUUGCAUCUGGAUCCUUGGCUUCUUAACGUAAGACAUUUCAUAAACCUUCAUUUUGAGCUCCUGAAGUUGCAUAAUUAUUAUGCCAAAAAAAAGCGAUUGUAAUUUGACAUCUGUUGGUUUGCAGGAUGAAGUCAAGUCCUCAGACACUGAAAAUGAGGCUGACGUCUUAGUGGCUCAAAUCCAGCAGUCCCCUGAGGGAAUUGCCACGGUUCAUAUUCCCAGGGAUUCGUUUCAAAUCAAUUUAUCCCACGGACCAGUAACUGAUUCAACAACAGCUCAUGUACCGGAAGUGGAACAUGUGGAUGUCAAUACAUGUGGUAACCAUGGUAACACCAUUGAGAUUCCUUUAGAAUCUAGUUCAACGCUACCCGGUGCGUCUGCGCAAAGUGAAGUUAUGGAAAAAGAAGGCUUAUCUCCAUAUAUGGACAAUCAAAGCUCUUCAGAGCAAGACGAAGGGAACGGAGACACUUAUCCAGAAAGCACAAUUAAUUUACAAGACCUCCGAUAAUAUAUGCAUAAUUCAUAGCAACAACAGUUGUAUACUGUAAAUAAUUUUUCUUUCUAGCUCCAUUUAAUAAUUUAUUUAGUAGCCUUAUUUAAAGAGGUUAAUUGUCGAAAUUAGAAAUAGCGUUGGAAAACGUCAAAAAUUCAUCACAAAGAAUCGAUUAUCGACAGUCAAAUUGUAUCGGCUAUCUUUACAGGGCGUAGCUAAAGAGAGAAGACGCUGGUCAUCACCUAGCCUGCAUAACAGGCUGGCAAAUAUAUGUAUUAGACUCUGAAAAUUGACUGAUGUCAGUUACAGAAAGUAUAAAAUCAAGUGCCGGUAUACGGAAUACUGAUAAUAUUAAGUAUCAAGUAUUUCCUCACGUUAUUGACAAAUUUCUAAGUCAGAUCUUUUUUUAUGUUUGUUUUUUUAAAAAACAAAAAAAUAAAACUACCUGCAAAUGACCAAAUAGCUUUUCGCGACGUUUCACCUUAUCAUUCGGCUUAGAGCACUUGAGUCAGUGAUAUAAUUUUGAUGGAGAAAAACAAAGACUGUAACUAUAAAUAGACCUGAUGAAGAGAGAACUGAUAAACAGCCCUUAACAACUGUUCUUAGAUCCAUCUACCAACAUGGCGGC
Porites lobata is the source of this 7610-nucleotide messenger RNA. The record is from the annotation of a GenBank genome assembly. Lineage: Eukaryota; Metazoa; Cnidaria; Anthozoa; Scleractinia; Poritidae.